AUGAUAUUCGUUCCGUUCGCAUGGUAUGAUACAUUCAAAGAUUUUUUUUGGCAUAACAGCUGCUUACAACGUUGUUCGUGUAUGACAGAUAAUUAUAAGAAGAUUAAUGGGCAAUGUAUUGAACAAAAGAAAGUUGCAGAGAACACAGUGCAUGAACGAAGCUUGGAUAGUUGUCUACGUGGAAAAUGCGCACUUUUGCAAGAAAUUUUCGAUACGGAUUGCUUAUUACAAGAGCGUUCUUGUGGACAAAAUAUGAUAUUUAUUACUGCUCAUAAAUUAAGCGUUCAAAAUGACUCAAAUUAUUUUCACUGCAUUGUGAAAUGUGUAUGCAUAAGUGGGCAUUACGAAAAGAACGGGCAAUGCAUUAAAAAAAGUGAUAUUUCUGUAGAUGCUUACAAUCCGUGCGACAUGGAGCCUUGCAAACCCAAUGAAAUAGUCCUUGAUGCAGGUUGCCAUUUAACUGGGCAUAAAUGUGGUACUAACAUGAUAUUCAAAAUCAUUAGCCAAGGAAUAAACUAUCCAUCAAUAUCGCGAUAUUGUAUCCAACGAUGUUCUUGUAAAAGCGAGGACUUUGUUCCGAAAGCAUUUCAUUGUGAGGAAAGGGAUGAAAUUCGAUUAAAGCAAGAAAUGACAUCAAAUGACAUUCUUCAGUUUUGUCCACGCGCCAUUUAUAAUCUCGAACAAGAUAUAACCGACAUCGGUUGUCGUUUGACUGGCUUAAAAUGCGGGGAAAAUAUGAUUUUCGUUACCAUGGAGCAAUAUUUUAGCGAAAAUUCGGAUACUAUUAUAGGAUGUGUCCAAAGUUGCCGAUGUAAAGAAGGAGGAUAUUGUGAGCUUGGAAAAAAAAUCUAUGAUUAUGAUUGUGCACUAACCGAUACUGAAUGUGGAAUUAAUAUGAUAUUCGUCACCGUGCAAAGAAACAACGACGCUGAAUAUUGCAUUCAAAUAUGCAAAUGUAAAAGUGCUGAAUAUAUCGAACGCGAUGGUAAAUGCCUUAUAAAGGUCAUUUCUGCAAUUGAUCAGCCGUGUUUUAAAAACGCAAAUUGUGCACUCGGCGAUAGUAUAACUGAUGAAGGUUGUCAAUUAAGUGGUCAAAAAUGUGGAAUUAAUAUGGAAUUCAUUCCAUUCGUGUUAAAUUUACCAAUGAAUAUAUGCAUACAAUAUUGCCUUUGCGAUAAUGAAAGUUUUGUAACAAAUAGCGAACAAUGCUCUAAACGAAACUCUUCGCAUCUGAGUGAAAUGAACAUCAUUAACAUGUGCGAAGCGGCAGAUGAGCACUGGAUCAAAUUAAAUAAAUAUAUCUUAAAAUCAGUGAAGUAUACAGCUAUGUCGGGAAGGCGACCAUGUUAUCGAAGAGUGAAUAGCCCAUCACAGGAGUUGUUAAAUAUUUCUUUACUUAUUAUGCCGUGUGGCUUAUACGUGAAAGGCAGGAGUUGGACUGAUCAUGUUUUGUUAAAUUGUUUGAAAGGAACUUGCUCUCUUCAUCAAAAAAUCCUUGAUUAUGGUUGCGGAUUGCAAGGACGCUCAUGUGGACUGAAUAUGACAUUCCGAAUAAUUGGUAGAGAAGAACUCGGAGAUACCGAAAUUAUUGGUGUUUCAUGCACUGUGGUUUGUGGAUGUGCUAGCGAAUUUUACGAAAAAAAUGGGCAAUGCAUUCCGAAGGAACGUCAACUUAUUCCUCUUCAGUACAAUCCAUGCACAAAUCGAAUUUGUGCAGUUGGUGAAAUAUUUUUUGAUGAAAAUUGUCGUUUAACUGGACAAAAAUGUGGAACAAAUAUGAUAUUCGUUAUCACCACUCAUGGAACGAUAUUUGCAUCAAACUCUCAAUAUUGUUAUCAACGUUGCAGUUGUAAAAAUGAUGAAUUUAUUGAAAAAUUUUUCCAAUGCGAAAAAAAAGCAACGAUUCAUUCAAUAAACGGGAUAUUUCACAUCAAUUUCAUUGAGCAUUGCUCACCAAAUUAUUUUAAAUAUGGACAGGAAAUUUUUGAUUCGGGUUGUCGUUUGACUGGUCAAAAAUGCGCACCAAAUAUGGUAUUCAGUUCUGUCGAAAAUGUUGACACCGAUUGUACACAACGAUGCAUUUGUGCAGAAGGCUAUGAUUAUAGUGAAGAUGAUGAACAAUGUAUUAAAGAGUGGUAUUGUGAAGGAGGAUACUGCAAACUUGGAAAGGUGAUUUUUGAUAAUGGAUGUACGCUUACCAGUUUUAAAUGUGGUGUGAAUAUGAAGUUUGUUAUCUUGGAAAAAAUUGAUUCGAGAAAUUGUAUUCAAGAAUGUAGUUGCAUUAGCAAUGAAUAUAUUGCAAUGAAUGGCGAGUGUAUGAAAAAGGGUGGAACAUCGCCUAAUUAUUUGGAGUCUGGAAGAUGA
Dracunculus medinensis (Guinea worm) is the source of this 2364-nucleotide messenger RNA. The record is from the annotation of a GenBank genome assembly. NCBI's taxonomy places the organism in Eukaryota, Metazoa, Nematoda, Chromadorea, Rhabditida, Dracunculidae.